Messenger RNA from Kluyveromyces lactis, 813 nucleotides. RefSeq names its product ER membrane complex subunit EMC3 (gene EMC3). Bases 1 to 813 code for a protein of 270 amino acids. Lineage: Eukaryota; Fungi; Ascomycota; Saccharomycetes; Saccharomycetales; Saccharomycetaceae. The record is from RefSeq and is a predicted model, not a curated record. The transcript has a single exon. Gene Ontology annotation, cellular component: EMC complex; membrane. Gene Ontology annotation, biological process: protein folding in endoplasmic reticulum.
AUGCUUCCACAAUCGGUACUUUCAUUUUGGGAAACGAUACGAACAGGAAAUGAGGGGCCGGAACUUUUGCUAGACCCGAAUCUGAAGUUAUGGGCACUAAUACCCAUCUCCAUCGUCAUGAUCCUCGUAGGGGUAGCGAAACAAUGUAUCAUGGUUCUUGUGAGCCCUAAGUCUAAGACAGUACCUCGCGUAAAACUCACUGAGAUCCUAUACAUAGCUAAGGCUAGAGCAUUAAUGGGGAAUAGUUCGAAUUUGAGUACAGAAUCAUUUAAGAUGAGGCAGGAAUAUUUAGCGCAAGUGCUAGCUGAUGGGAAAUACCUGGCAAUCAAGCCAGCUAAAGAUGAAAAGACGGCGAUGGAAAACCCUUUCACAAGUCCCGGUAUGACCGACGCAAUGACUUCCAUGGCUUUGGGGAAUUUGGUUAACUAUAUUCCUCAAACAGUUAUAAUGUGGUGGGUCAAUUACUUCUUUGCAGGAUUCGUAUUAAUGAAGCUUCCAUUCCCACUUACCAUUAGAUUCAAGCAAAUGCUACAAAGUUCAGUCAGAACUGAUGAUUUAGACGUACGCUGGGUGAGUAGUAUGUCAUGGUAUAUCAUUUCAAUGGGUGGUUUGACACCAGUUUAUAACGUUCUAUUCGGUGGUAAUAGACUCAGUAAAUUAAAUGUGUCGGCUCAACAACAGCAAUUAAGUCAAAGUCCCGGUGGACCAAAUCCUAAGGACCAAAUGAAGGCAUUGGCAAACGAUAUCACGGUUUUCCAACACAUUUCUGUCCUGGACAAUAUUGAGGAUAGAGUGCUCAAAUUAUACUCGUGA